Messenger RNA from Anastrepha ludens (Mexican fruit fly), 5678 nucleotides. RefSeq lists its product as uncharacterized. The transcript has 7 exons. Gene Ontology annotation, biological process: positive regulation of epidermal growth factor receptor signaling pathway; positive regulation of fibroblast growth factor receptor signaling pathway; signal transduction. Bases 1760 to 3262 code for a protein of 500 amino acids. The record is from RefSeq and is a predicted model, not a curated record. Lineage: Eukaryota; Metazoa; Arthropoda; Insecta; Diptera; Tephritidae.
UGACGUGUGUGGUAUUGAAUACGCUUGUGAAGUUGUUUUAACGGCAAAAAUGAAACAAUUGAAGAAGUGCUGAACAAAGAUUUUGUUCGUAUAAAACAAAUGGAGUUUUUGGAAAUCGGAAAGUGCGUGCGUGAUUUGUUUGGUAACACAAAAUGUUUUGAAAGGGAUUAAUUGAAUAACAGUGGAAAAUUAACAACAAAAAAAAUAUUUAACUCAACUUUUUUUUUAAUUAUUGGAGAAUUUUUAUGACAAGCGAAAUAUUAAGAAAAAUCUUAAGAAAUUUUACAUAUUCAUGAAAAAAAAACAUAUUCCUCAUAGUGCAAAUAGUAACUUUGUUGAAACUGAAAAAAAUUUUUAAAUCUUUGAGGCGAGAGAAGCGUGCGAAAAAAAAUUUUCAACCUACUGUUUCGCCAACAUUUUAAAAAAUGAUUAAAUGUGUUUUAAUUUAUAUCUGCAAGCUACUGCACUAAAAAAUUAGUGAAAAAAUUCGUUGAACCAUUGUUUUGGCAACAUUUUGUUAAAAAUUAUAAAUUUUUUUGAGUUUUCGCGGCAAACAAAAAUACAUUUUUUUCUUGCAAUAAAACCUAAAUAACAAAAAAAAUCUGAAGGCUCUAUGCUCCACCUAGGAACGACCGGAAAAUGUAUAACAAAACAAAAAACCUUUAACUUUUGGCUAUACCAACUUUGUGAACAAAAAAAAAUCAUCAACUGCAACAACAACAACUCACUCACACAGCAUCUGUGCGGCAAUCAACGUUCAAUCAGUGCAAAUGUGCCUCAAUCUUUAGCUGUUAGUGGCAGCUGUAUGCAGCAGAACUCGUGAAAGAAUUAAAACUACAACAACUCAAUUAAAGCCCUACUGCCAGUGCAUUCUUAGCGUAGCUCUGCUCAAAAGAUCAAUACAUGUGCACGUUCGCUGGUUAGUGUUUUGUGUGUGCGCAACACCGCAUAUUCAUGCGUAUUGAUAGUAAUAACAACAACCACAAAAAAUUGAAAACAAAUAAAUUAUAAUAACAAUAACAAGUGCUUGCAAAAUAAACGUGUCCGGCCCAGUGAAAUCGCCUUAAACAAAAGCCGCUCAACAAAAGUGGAUUACGCUUGGAAAAAUAAGCAAAAAAAAAAAGAGUAAAAAACAAACAACAACACAAAACCACACAAUAAAGUGCAACGCAAAGGGGUGACAGCAACACCAGCAACAAAAAAAAAGAAAAAAUAAUUGCAAAACAAAUAUAAUUAUCGGCAUAUCUGCUGUCACACACGCACACACACACACACAUAUCUCUAUAUAAUUUGCACUUGCGCGGCCGCUUCGCUUUCGAUACGGAUUUUGCAACAUCAAACGACCUUGUGGAUUAUACACACACACACACAUACCCACUUAGCUACGCUGCAACACACUGCCCGAUCGCCGUCACUGCUACCACUGACUAUCUGCGCUAGCAACAGCAACGUGCAACUGCACAUGCGUUUGUGUGUGUAUGUGUGACUGCAUGCAUGCAUUGUUGUGUGUGUGAGAAUAUUGUGCGUUAAUUGAAAACAUUGCACAACGUUGAGGCGAAAUCGAUCUUUGGAUUUAAUAAAGAAUUGUUUUUGAUUUUUUGCUGCCGCUGCUACCGUUCAACAUACAACACAAAAGGUAAAUUCUGCAAAAGAAUAUAUGCUCUCCACCUCAGUUGAAAUUUCUCAAUUUGUAUACACACCAAACUUGGCAUAAACUCUGGCUCAUACGUAAUAAAAUUUGAUUAUUUCUAACACUAAGAUGUUGAAACACGUACAAAUUUCACCGCUUCGCAAUCGUUCUGAUUCGGUUUCACUGCGCUCGUCCACAUCCUGCGCUUCAUCGAUAUGUGGCAGCCCGGAGCCACCUACCGAAUUACAGCGUACGCCCUCACGCGCCUCCAGCUAUUCGAGUUUAAGUGAACAACUGCCACAGACAACAAUUAAAGUUUUUACGAAUUGCUUGAAAAUCGAUAUCGAAUACAAAACACUUGGCAUACAAUGGGACACCACCAGCAAGGAGGUUAUUACACAACUACUCAGACGCCUUAAAAUGCGUCAUCGCGAUCCGCGUCUCUUCUAUCUCUCCAUGGAAGUAUCCGUGCGACGUGCUGGUGUGAAGACCGUACUAAUGCUAGACGAUGAUACACGACCGGCUAUUCUACAAGCCUGCCAUCCGAAAGGGGAAUCAAGAUUCUGCCUACAAUUGAAACCAGGCGGCUUAAUACGCGUUCACACCUCAGCCUUACAGCCCUCUUCACAAUACAAAUCUUUGGUUAUUUCCGAGGAAACAACGUCCGAUGAAUUGCUGCAACUACUGCUGUCCUGCUAUAACUCCAUGGAACCCGUUGAACAAUUCUCUAUAUAUGAAGUAUGCCCCGGCCAGGAAUACCAACGCAAGCUACAUCCCGACGACAUCCCACUACGCGCCCAAGCCGAACGCAUGCGUCGCGGUGAAACCUGUCAUUUUCUAGUACGCCGCAAUCCGAACUAUAGUCGACGUCGUCAAUUGCUAGCUACACUCAACGGCCUCACCAAUAGCAGUAAUAACAGCAACAACAACAGCACACUGUCAUCACUAGAAGACGAUACCAGUUUACUAGACAUCUCUAUAGAAUCCCUUACCGACGAUCUGCAUAGUUUAAUGGCCAGUGACGAAGAUGAAGAUGGCGCCUCAUCAACAUCCGGCUCAUCGGACACAUCCUCGGAGGGUUCAACAGGCAUUUGUCGUACACCUUCCAUGCUCUCUGUGGCACCCACUCAAACACCAACAACGAACCCUAGGAACGGCGAAGUGUGUCCGAAGUGUCGCAACUCCUUCAAAUCAUGCGAAUUUUGUCAUAAAAAUUCGACAAUGAUGCUACAACUGCAACGCUCUAACAGCACAUCGAGCAGUAGUAGUUGCUCGACGUCCAAAAUGCUGCAAAUGCAUUUGCCCAGCUAUAGUCCGGUUUACAAUAUACGUGAGAUACGUACCGCUUCGCAUAGCUUCUCGGCGCUGGGCAACGAUAAGAAACUAUUGGAUAUCCAGUUGAACGGCCGCUUCGAUACGAGUGCGUGCAAUCGGUUGCGUCCGCAAAGUGUGUGUGUCACGCGUUCAACACGCAUGCUCACCGACGGCAAUGGCAAUGUCGGUGCUGGGAGUGCGCAGGCAGGCAAUGAUGUGAAUGGCAACGGCGCCGCGGCCGGUGCGGCGGCUAACGUAGGCGGUGAGGUGGUUAAUAAUCAUCCGGCGAAGGGGUUGGGUCAUUUCGUUUAUCUGUAAGGAUGCAGUAGAACCGGAUUGAGCUAUUUUGGGGGGAUUGCGAGUUUUAAUUUAAUAUAUCUUGCGAAAUUUAGAUGUUUUUUCUUUGAAUAGACUAGUCAAAUUAAGGAAAAAGGAAAAUAAGGGAAAAAUGAAAAUAAAAAAAGCAAUUGACGACGAUUAUAUUUUUGAUAUGUGGAUUUUUUCUAAAAGCAAACGCUACCAAAAUCUAUCAAGAUGUUUCGCCAAAUCUCCAGAAAAUAUUGUAAAUUCUUGCUUUGCCUAAUAUGAACCCUUUCGACCCCGAUUUUUUUGCUUUUGCCUGAUUUUUUGCUUUAUUUUUUGUCACUUGCAAUCUCAGUCGCUUUUAUUCUAAGAGUUUUUAUACAAAAUCUGGAGUCGCUAUGCCAAACUAUUUGGACGCUUCGGAAAGUUACUUGAAAAAAAUUUUUUUUCAGGGCAAUGUUGGUAUAAAAUUUGUUCGAAGCAUUAUUUUCUUGAAUAAGUAAUAAAUAUUUAAUUCGCUGUUUGCUAAAAACAAAUGACAAAUUUCUCAUUAUUGUUAGAAUUAUUGGAAAAAAUUGCAACUUAAAAACAUCUUGUUGAAUUCUGAACAAAUUGUCUAUAGACACUGAGGAAUUUUUUUUUAAUUACUUUUCUAAAUGCCUCAAAAAAUGAGUGAGAGACGCUUUGUGCAGACUUUCAUCGCUGUCUUCUCUUCUUGAUUGGCGCGAUAACCGCUUCCGCGAUUUUUCAUCAGUUUGGUUUACACAGGCCGACAAAAUUUAACCAACAUUCAGACCCAGAAACCAGACUAUAUAUUUCCGAAGGUUUGUGAUGCGCUGAAUCCAAAUUUGGCCUCAGAAUUGCUCUAUCAGCUCUGGUUUUCGAGAUAUCCUAACCUAAAAGUGCAAAAACACCGUUUUUGCCCAUAUUUGAGGUUAUGUAGCCUUGCAGAUGUUUUCUUUCACCAAAAUUAAAGGAUGGCAUCUAUAAAUACUUAAAUAUCAUUUUUUUUCGCUGAGAUAUCGCAUUUUAUUUUAUUUGGAUAAUUAUUAAGCUAAAGCAAUAAAAAUGCUGCUGGCAGGCCUAUUAUAAAUACUGCCCUGGCAAACUCCCCUAUACAUUUUUCCUGGCAAAUUUUGGGGUCGAAUGAGUUAAAAGCGCAUCAAAUAAUAGCACAGUCUUUAACUAUCUUGAGUUUUAUAUAAAAAAAGAAAAAAAAUUUAGUAAAAAUUAACUUAAAAAUUUCUGAAUUCUAAAAAUUUCAAUAAAUUUUGUAAAAGUUAACUUCAACAAUUCUGAGUGCAAAAAGUUUCAAUACACUUUGUAAAUAUUUGUUGCUCUUUAAACUUAAAUUAUCUUGAGUUUUAUAUAAAAUAAGAAAAAAAAAAUCAUAACUCAAAAUUUUCUGAAUUCUAAAAAUUUCAAUAAAUUUUGUAAAUAAUUUUUACUAUUUAAACUUUAAUUUAGCUUUACCAUAGAUAAGUUUUCUAAUUAUUAUUUUUAAGAAAAAAUGUGUAAUUGUAUUUAGUUUUUUUUCUUGUUUUGUUUAACAACGAAUCGUAGUGAAACCCAACCAAAGAGCGUUUAACACAAUUUGAAAAUAUUUAGUUUAGUUGACUAUUGACUUCAAUAAAGUGGCGACGUAACGUCAGCAAAAUAAAUGAUUUUUUUUUAAUAAUUUCUGCAUGGAAAUUACUAAAUAUCUUCGUGUUUUUUCUAUUUCUUUAAUUCUUUGAAUAGUUGUUGACAGAAUUAAAAAACAAAAAAUUGCCGUCUAAGAAUUUUCUGUAUAUAAUUUCCUAUUUCACCGCUUUAUUUAUUGCUUCAAAUUUGUACGUUUGUGUGUCACCGCAUGCCUUUACAUCUUUAACUUAGUUCUUAUAAGUUUAAGCAAACGCAAUUUUGUAAAUUUACUACUUUAAGCAGCAAAACUAAUUCCAAAUAUAGUAGAUAUAAUAUUUUGUACGCGUAGCGGCGCUUCGAAACGCCUUCUAAUAAAGUGAAAUAUGUGCAGUUAAAGGGUUAAGAAGUAAGCAACUAACUUAAUAAAAAGAAAAAUAAUGAAAAUUUUCUCAUUAACGGACAGUUCAUUUAACCAAAAUAUUACACACAUACGCACACAUUAGAGUCUAUAGUUUUUAGCACAAGUAUAUGCGUAGUCUUAUUUAUAUGUAUUAAAAUAUGAUACUUAAAUGUAAAAUGGAAAAUGCCAAUAAAAUUAUUUCGUUGUACUAAAUAUGAUUAAAACUUGUCUUAACUCGAAUCACUUCAUUUCCCACAAGUGCCUGUCUGACGUGUUUUUGGCCCCACGCCUGUGCAAAUAAUCCAUAACAAAUGUGGAACGAAACUCUGUGUAUGUAUUUUAUACCGUUUGUGCACCCUCGUAAAUCAAUGUAAAAGCUAAUAAAGCUAACAAAUUUCUAAAUAUAUC